AUGAAAUGUUAUGAGUGUAUCACUGUAGAUAAAGUUGAAAAAUUGGGCAAUACUUGUAAUUGUAGUAGUGGAUAUUAUUUUGAGAAGACCAAUUCGAAAUGUAUUCAAUGCCAUAAUAAAUGUGAAAAUUGUUAUUCAUCUUCAGAUGACUCUUGUCUUAGUUGCAGCAACUCAGAAAAUAGAAUAUUAGAUGGUCUACGUUGUUCCUGUUAAAUUGGGUACUUUGAACAGAAUGAUAUUUGUGUCACCUGUCCAGGCAUUGAAAAUUCAACUCUGUAUUAAUGUUAUAAAUAAUGUGGUGAUAAUUCUACAAUUUGGUUUAAUUAAGUUUGUUCCCCAAUUUCAUGUUUGGUUGGUUAUGCAAACUAAAAUAAUCAAUGUUUUCCUAUAUGUGGAGAUCAGAUUAUAAAUGGCAAUGAGGAAUGCGAUGAUGGCAAUAAUAUUUUAGAUGAUGGUUGUUACAAUUGCAGAUAUUAAUGUCCUUAAUAAUGCUUGAAUUGUAAUCAAUUUACAACACUACCUUGUCCACAUGUUUGUGGUGAUGGAAUCAUCAGUGGGUCAGAAGAAUGUGAUGAUGGUAAUCACAUUUAAUUUGAUGGUUGUUUUAAAUGCAAACUUGAAUGCUAAAUCUAAUGCACAUAAUGCAUGAGAGGUUUAUGCUAUUAAUGUCUAACAUAUGGUUGGAGUGUCGAUAUUAUUUCAAAAAUUUGUGUAGAAAAUUGUGGUGAUUAUAUUAUUAUUGGAAAAGAAUAAUGUGAUAAUGGAUACGAUUUUGACCCUAAUGAUGGAUGCUAUUUGUGUAAGAGAUAAUGUAGGGAUGACUGUUUAAGAUGUAGUUCUGAUGGUAUAACUUGUCUAGAAUGUAAGGUAAUUGGAUUUUAACCGGUUAGUUAUUACUGUAAAAAUAUAUGCGGUGAUGGCUACUUAGCAAUUGAUCCUUAUAAUAGAAAUACUGAGGAGUGUGAUGAUUAUAAUUUAGUUAAUUUCGAUGGUUGUAGCAAUGAAUGUAAGUUCUAAUGUUAAAUAACUAUUUGUAAGACCUGUAUAAAUAACAAAUGUCUCGAGUGCAUUGAUACUUAUUAUUUAGAUCAAAAACGUAACAAAUGCAUAGAACUCUGUAAUGAUAACAUUAUUAUUGGAUAAGAAAAAUGCGAAGACAUGAAUAAUUCACUCUAUGAUGGAUGUUAUAAUUGUUAAUUAUCUUGUUAACCAAGUUGCUUGAUUUGCACUAUAAAUGGUUGUUAAUCUUGUUUAAAUGGAUAUCGAUUAGUAGGUAAUCAAUGUUAAAACAUUUGCGGAGACGGAUUAAAAGUUCCAGGAGAAGAUUGCGAUGAUGCCAACUUAGAAUCGUUUGAUGGCUGCCAUGGAUGUAAAUACUCGUGUGACUUAACUUGUUUGACAUGUUAUUUAGGCUAAUGUAUAGGAUGCCGGUCUGGUUAUAUGAUGACUAAUGGGUUUUGUGAGAAAAGACCAUUCCUUUCUUCAAUAAAAUACUAUACUUUGAAGGAAAACAUAAAUUAUAUUACUUAAAAUCAACAUUCUAAAGGGAAGCCCAAUUAACGAUGGCUUGUUUAGUCUGCGAAGACAAUUUUUUAUUUAAAUACUAAUAACCAUUCUAUAUGUUAGAAGUAUGUGCGGGGAGAUUCUAAAAUUAAUGGAUAUGAAUAAUGCGAUUACGAGGAACCCAUAAAUAAUAUAAUUUGUAGCGAAUGCAAAUUUAUUUGUAAAGAAUAUUGUGUGUUUUGCUUAUUUGGAAUAUGUUUGUAAUGUGAAGAAGGGUAUUUUUUAUAAUUGGCGAUUAAUUAAUGCGAGAAAGUGGUAGAAUGUAAUGAGAUUGGGUUAUAUCCAGAUUUAAUGAACAAUGUUUGCUAUGAUGUAUGUGGAGAUGGUCUAAUAUCCAAGGGAGAAUAAUGUGAAGAUUAGAAUGAUGUUCCUAAUGAUGGAUGUUAUAAAUGUAAAUAUUCAUGUCAUCCUGCUUGUCCUCUAUGCAUUUUAGGAGAAUGUGUUGACGACGGGAAUACAUGUAAAGUUGGUUACUAUUUUGAUACUUAAUUAGUACUAUGUUACAACAUAUGUGGGGAUGGAAUAAUAGCCAUGCCUGAUGAAGAAUGUGAUAAUGAUUGGUUUUUAGAUGAUGAAGAUUAUCAAUGUUACAAUUGUAAAAAAUUUUGUAAUAAGAAUUGUGAAAUUUGUGAUGAAAUUCAAAAAUGUAGUCAAUGCAAGAAAAAUUAUGAAUUAUUAAAUGGAAAAUGCUAUUCUAACAACUUAAAUCUUAAUCAAUGUUUAGUAGAAAAUUGCAAAUAUUGUGAAGAUUCUUAAUGCAUGGUCUGCUCAACAAAUUAUGUGUUAAAUCCUUUUGAUAAUUUUUGCUAACCUAUUUGUGGCGAUGGAAUCAUUCUUGAAGGAGAACUUUGUGAUGAUGGUAAUAGUAUUAAUGGUGAUGGUUGUGAUACAAAUUGUAAACCAUCCUCAGAUAGUCUAUGUGUAAAUAGUUAAUGUAUCUAUGUUUCACACCCAAAGCCUUUAUUGAAAUUUGUAAAAGAAAUGGAUAACUCUUAAAUUGUUUAUCUAACUUAUGAUUAAUAAAUCAAAUUAUCAUUCAAUUAUUCUAUACAAAUGUUUAUCAAUUCCAUCUCAUCUAAAAUCAAUAAUAAAGUUGUGAAUGUAUCAUUUUCUGAAAUUGGUUCAAUAGAUUAAGAAUCUUGUAAAUACUUUCAAAUGGAAAUAAAAAUUUUGUAUGAGGAAAUAAUAAUUGAUCCUAUAUUUUCUAUAAGCUUUGCUGACCUUAAUAUAAUCACAAAUGAAUUUGGAAAGAUAUCAUACGAAGAUGAAAUCUCAAUAUAAUUACCAUCCCCAAAUGUUUUAUCUGAAAAAUAAUAACAAAUUACAUAAUCUCUUAUAAAGUUUAGUGGAUAUUAAAUUAAAAUAAUAGCAGGUCUUAUUUUGUUAUCAUCGUUAAGCGGAAAAUUUGAAAUUAUUCAAAAUCAAAUUGAUGUAAUAUAAUAACUUUACUAUUUAAAAUAUAUAAAUAGUAGAAAAGGUCAAAAUUUAAUUUAAUAUUUUGAAACUUUUAAGAUUAUUUAACUUACUAGUUUUUAUGAUUUUGUUGGAUUCAAUCCCUCAAAUAAUGCAUUUUUUGGAUUCUCAUAUUAAAAAUCAGAAGCGAGCUUUGAAGAAGAUGGGCGUAAUGCAAACUAUUUCCCUAAUUUCAUCUAGAUUUCUACAGUUUUUGUUUUAGCUUAUUUUCUUCAUUUAGCAAUUAAGAUACUAAUUAAAUACACCAUGAAUAAAAUCAAGAUGUUGAAAAUUCUGUAUUUCAAUUUAUACAUAUUAUAUGGAAUAAAAAAUGUGACAAAAUUUUCAAUAAAUAAUUGGAAAAAUAAGUUUAGUGAAUAGUUCUAAGGAUUGCUUUAAGCACUCCUUUAUGAAUACACUAUAUCCUCUUUCUUAUCACUAAUAUAUUAGGAUUUUAAUCAAGUGGAAGGAAAAUUUGGUCUAAUAGUUAAUGGAGUCGUCAUAUAUUUAUUAUUAUAUUAUUUAUUAUACUAGAAGCACUAAAACAAUAAAUUACAUGCUUAAUUUACUUACUCAAGUUUGUAAAAGAUGCUGUUUGGAACAAUUCUGAUUGUUUGCUUUAAGUCUACAAUACUGUAAAUUUAAUUAUGCGCUUUAAAUGAAUUCAUCUAUUUUUACCAUUUAUUUAAAUAAAAGCAAUAAUUUGACAAAUUUGGAUUAUUCAAAAAACAAUAGACUCAUUUUAAUAUAUUUAUCAUAAAUAUCAUGUUUUUGAUAAAUGAAUUAUACAAGGAUAACCCUUUUAAGAUUAUUUAAAUAGGAUGGAUUAUUAUUGCCUUAAUGAGUUCAAUAUUAAGCAUAACAUUGUUGGUUGAUAUUUGCAAAAUAUUAUCACCAUUUAUAUAAAAUCUAAUAAAUAAACUAAAAGCAUAGAAACCAAUUUUUUAAAAUCAUGAAAUUUUGGAUCCAAUUUAAGAAAGAAAUUUUAUGUGA
This is a messenger RNA of Paramecium tetraurelia, 4008 nucleotides long. RefSeq lists its product as uncharacterized. Lineage: Eukaryota; Ciliophora; Oligohymenophorea; Peniculida; Parameciidae. The record is from RefSeq and is a predicted model, not a curated record. The transcript has 2 exons.